CUCCGUCUCUUAUAAGAGUGGAGUCAGCACAAAGGAGAGAAAGAGUAAAGCUUCAGCCAUGCUGAGACACAUUUUUCUCCUGCUCCUCUCUGAGAUUUGUGAGGUGGCAGCACUUUACAAGAGCUCUGCUGUGGAUCAGGUCAGCGGGGUUCUCACGGCACGAGUCGGAGAGAAUGUGUCUCUGAAAUGCUCAUAUCAGGAUGAUACUGUCAACUAUGUUUUUUGGUACCAGCAACAGUUAGGAGGCAAACCUGCCAUCAUAUCGAGGCAGAUGGUGCUGGAAACACAAGCGACCAUCUCCUCUGCUUUCAGAGGACGGUUUGAAGUUGAAGCAAAAGUCAAAGAAGGUAACAACCUGCUCAUAAUUAGGAACAUUCAACCGUCUGAUUCUGCAACGUAUUUCUGUGGGAUUUUAGAAUACAGUGCUAUUGAAUUUGGACAAGGAGUCUUUCUUCAUGUCACAUCAUCUUCAUCCAGCACCAGAGCUGUAGUCCACCAGCCCAGGCUGGAGCCGCUCCAGCAGGGAGACUCUGUGAAUUUGAGCUGCACAGUAAACGCUGAAGCAUGUGCAGGAGAGCAGAGCUUCUACUGGGUCAGACACGGAGCAGCUCAGCCUGCAGUCAUGUUUCACAGAGCAGGAAGGUGUGUUCAAGAUUCAGAGUCUCUCAGGAGAGAAUGCACUUCAAACCUCGCUCUCAGAGCAGUGAGCUCCUCUGAUGCAGGGACGUACUACUGCGCUCUGGACUCAUGUGGAGAGAUCGUGUUUGGGAAUGGAACCAGAGUGCAGAUUAAAGGAGGCUCUACCAGUGACACUCAUCUCCUGGUGUAUGGCCUGAGUGCAGCAUUGGCAGCUUCCAUCAUCCUGCUGCUCAUCUUGGCUUUCUUCACAUACAAAGUGAAUGAAAAGUCAUGUUCUGUCUGCAAAGGAAGUGUGUCUCAUCCGGCAGGCCCUGCAGCUUCUGAGGGCUCGAGCCGAGAUGUGAAUUUUCUGCACUAUGUUCCUCUGAGCCUGAAAAGAAGCAGUGAUCGACAUCGCCAAGGGCAGAGUGUGGAGACGGACUGUGUUUACUCCAGGGUUAAGAGCAGAAAGGAGUAAAGAAGGCCUUUACCUUGAAAUUUCUGUCUUUUUGGUUACUUUUCCUACAAAAGCAAAUAAAACAGAGCGUCUUCUUUCAAUAUGUUUGUUGUAUUUCUAAAUAAAAUAUGUCUUAAGGAUGUUUCAUCGUCUGGAUAUAAAAAUAGACAUAAAAAUCCCCUUCUAUCUAUAGAUAUCCUCUAACAGAAACGUUAGCUCUGGUUGUUUGUGUCAACUGACAGCCGACUCUCUGCAGUGAGCUCUCACUCAUGCGGUGAAGGUGGUGUGAACUACAUAGUUGAAGUUUCCACUGGUGGAAACAUCACUCCUAGCAGAGCUUCAGCACAGGAAGACUGGCCUGUGGCUUGCAGGCCACAGCAUCUAAAACCUCUGCAAGGUUUUCUCACAGAGUUGUGUGAAACUGAGUCUCUGUGCAUAGAAAUAACACUUGCACACACACACCCACACACACACACAUUGUGUUGCUGCAUCCUCAAAUGUAAGUUAAAAGUCUACUAUGCAAAGCAAAAGCCAUACAUCAACAAUGUCUGCUAGUGUUGCUGACUUCUCUGGGCCUGAGCUCAUCAGAGAUAGACUAACAUAAGAGGAAAAGUGAGAUUUCAGAUUGUUUUUGAAAAUGAUGACCAUCAAGUCAUCUAAAAAAGGCCCAUUCAGAUUGUUAGAGAUGCAAAGUUCAAAAGCCAUCAUCUGUGAUGGUGCAUGGGUGUAUUAGCGCCCAGAGCAUGGGUAACUUGCACAUCUGUGAAGGCACCAUCAACACUGAGGUGUGCAUACAGGUUCUGGUGCAACAUGAGACUUAUUACAAAAUGUACAAAGAAAUGACUCCUUCAAAGUAAUCCCCCAGAGUUAAUGCACUUCUGCAUUCACUUCUGCCCCCAUGAAGCACUCAGCAAAGUCCUGCUCCUUAAGGUCUCUCAGCUCCCUCAUCACAGUGGCCUUGAUCUUUCCUACAGUGGCAAAAUUAGUUCUUUUGAGCACAGUCUCCAGCCUGGGAAGGAGCUGAGAGAAGUAGCUGUUGUGAUGGAGCAGCCAUGACUUGUCUCUCCACAGAGCUCACCUGCUGCCCUGAACCCCGUCCUGACUUGGGGUCAUCCUCCACCUCCUCACGGCCACUCUUGAAGCUUUUGUGCCACUUGAAGAGUCAUGACAUCUUCUCCAUAAGCCUCUUGGAGAAGUCUGAGACACUUGGCUGGACCCUCCAGGAAUUUCAAAUUGAUUCUUUGUUCCAUAUUCAUGCCACCUCCAGUUGAGUGACAAAGCGUGACAGCAGUGUGUUACAUAAAAGCAUGAAAAAGAAGCUCAGAGUGAGAGAGGUGAACAAUAUAGUGGCAGAAAAGUGAUGAGAUGUUGCUUGACAACUCAACUGGCAUUGAGUCAUGGGUGUGGCUGCCAGAGGCUUGUUUUGUAUUGUCACACCUCAACAAUGCCAAGCCACAUUUAGCUCAGGUUACAACGGCAUGGCUUCACAAUGAAAGAGUGUGGGCACUAAACAGGCAGUCCAGACCUGUCUGCCAUUGAAAAUGUAUGAUGCACAAAAUAUGA
This is a messenger RNA of Cheilinus undulatus (humphead wrasse), 2638 nucleotides long. RefSeq names its product signal-regulatory protein beta-2-like. Gene Ontology annotation, biological process: response to bacterium. The transcript has 5 exons. The record is from RefSeq and is a predicted model, not a curated record. Lineage: Eukaryota; Metazoa; Chordata; Actinopteri; Labriformes; Labridae. The coding region runs from base 59 to 1096 and encodes 345 amino acids.